Molecule: messenger RNA, 3426 nt
Organism: Eremothecium sinecaudum
Lineage: Eukaryota; Fungi; Ascomycota; Saccharomycetes; Saccharomycetales; Saccharomycetaceae
Gene: RET1
Product: DNA-directed RNA polymerase III core subunit RET1
Exons: 1
Coding region: 1-3426 (1141 amino acids)
Biological process (GO): DNA-templated transcription
Cellular component (GO): RNA polymerase III complex
Molecular function (GO): DNA-directed RNA polymerase activity; DNA binding; ribonucleoside binding
Source: RefSeq, a predicted model, not a curated record
AUGACUACAGUUGCCCAUUCACAUGCUGAUCAUAAACGGGACCAGACUUUUGAACAGUUGUUAAAGCCUGUAUAUAAGGGUAAAAAGCUGACAGAUGAGGUUAAUACCGCUGAAGAUAAGUGGAAUUUGCUUCCAGCUUUUCUUAAAGUUAAAGGUUUGGUGAAGCAGCAUUUGGAUUCGUUUAAUUACUUCGUCGAUGUGGAUUUAAAGAAGAUUAUUAAGGCCAAUGAGAUGGUGCUGAGUGAUGUGGAUCCGGAAUUUUAUCUGAAGUAUGUAGAUAUUAGAGUUGGUCAGAGAUCCAAUUCGAGCAGAAUUGCCAUGGUCCCUCCACAUGAGUGUAGACUGAGAGAUAUGACUUAUAGUACUCCUAUUUAUGUUGAUAUCGAAUAUACCCGAGGGAGAUCUAUUGUGUUGCAUCGUGACGUUGAAAUUGGGCGAAUGCCUAUUAUGUUGAGAUCUAACAAAUGUAUUUUGACGGAUGCCAGUGAGGAUUUAAUGGCGCGUUUGAACGAGUGCCCAUUAGACCCUGGUGGAUACUUUAUUGUGAACGGUACGGAGAAGGUCAUUUUGGUUCAAGAGCAGUUGUCGAAAAAUCGUAUCAUUGUAGAAGCAGACGAGAAAAAAGCGAUUGUGCAAGCAUCUGUGACAUCUUCUACUCACGAGCGGAAGUCCAAAACUUAUGUUGUUACUAAAAAUGAUCGUAUUUAUCUGAAGCACAACUCUAUCUCUGAGGAUGUUCCUAUUGUGAUUGUGCUAAAAGCUUGCGGGGUAAUCUCGGAUCUUGAAAUCAUGCAAUUGGUGUGCGGUAAUGAUAGUAGCUACCAGGAUAUCUUUGCAAUUAACUUUGAAGAAGCAUCUAAAAUGAAUAUUUAUACACAACAACAGGCAUUGGAAUAUAUCGGGACGAAAGUGAAGACUAUCAGACGUCAAAAAUUGACCAUCUUGCAAGAGGGUAUAGAGGCUAUUGCCACUACUGUUAUUGCGCAUUUAACUGUUGAAGCUCUAGAUUUCCGCGAGAAAGCUUUAUACAUUGCUAUGAUGACUCGUAGGGUUGUUAUGGCCAUCCACAACCCAAAGAUGGUUGAUGACAGAGAUUAUGUGGGUAACAAGCGUUUAGAAUUAGCUGGUCAGCUUAUGUCGCUGCUAUUUGAAGAUUUAUUCAAGAAAUUUAAUAAUGAUUUUAAGGCUAGUAUUGACAAGGUGCUCAGAAAACCCAAUAGAGCCGAGAUGUACGAUGCCUUACUUUCAAUUAACGUUCACUCCAAUAAUAUCACCUCUGGUAUGAAUAGAGCAAUUUCUACUGGUAACUGGUCUUUAAAGAGAUUUAAGAUGGAAAGGGCUGGUGUUACCCAUGUGUUGAGUAGAUUAUCCUAUAUUUCAGCAUUAGGUAUGAUGACCAGAAUUUCGUCUCAGUUUGAAAAAUCUAGAAAGGUUUCUGGUCCCAGAGCACUGCAGCCAUCCCAAUUUGGGAUGCUGUGUACUUCUGAUACUCCAGAAGGUGAAGCAUGUGGGUUGGUUAAAAAUUUAGCGUUGAUGACCCAUAUCACCACAGAUGACGAGGAAGAACCGAUCAAGAAACUCUGUUAUUUGCUAGGUGUUGAGGACAUUACUCUUGUUGAUAGUGCUUCGUUACAUCUAAACUACGGUGUCUAUCUGAAUGGUACGAUUGUUGGAACGACUAGGUUCCCAACCACAUUCGUCACCCAGUUUAGACACUUGAGAAGGACAGGAAAGAUCUCGGAGUUUAUUUCCAUAUACACCAACAGCCACCAAAAGGCUGUCCAUAUAGCCACUGACGGUGGGCGGAUUUGUAGGCCACUGAUAAUUAUCGAGAAUGGCUGUUCUAAGGUUACUGCAGAUCACUUGCGAGAGUUAUUAAAUGGUGACUUACAGUUCGAUGAUUUCUUGAGACUCGGACUAGUAGAAUAUCUGGAUGUCAACGAAGAAAACGACUCAUUUAUUGCAUUAUAUGAAAAGGAUAUUAGCGAUAGUAUAACCCAUUUGGAAAUUGAGCCAUUUACUGUCUUAGGUGCAGUUGCUGGAUUAAUUCCAUAUCCACACCAUAACCAAUCUCCUCGUAAUACCUAUCAAUGUGCGAUGGGUAAGCAAGCAAUUGGAGCAAUUGCCUAUAAUCAAUUCAAGAGAAUCGAUACCUUGCUGUACUUAAUGAUCUAUCCGCAACAGCCUAUGGUGAAAACGAAGACAAUUGAAUUGAUAGAUUAUGACAAGUUACCAGCAGGCCAGAACGCUACAGUUGCCGUUAUGUCUUAUUCAGGAUAUGAUAUUGAAGAUGCUCUGGUUAUAAACAAGUCUUCAAUCGAUAGAGGUUUUGGAAGAUGUGAAACACGUAAGAAAACGACUACGAUACUGAAAAGAUACCCGAAUCACACACAGGACAUCAUUGGAGGUAUGCGUGUGGACGAAAAUGGAGAGCCAAUUUGGCAACAUAAGUCUCUGGGAUCUGAUGGUUUGGGUGAAGUUGGAACUAGGGUUGAAAAUGGACAAAUCUACAUUAAUAAAUCUGUUCCUACCAAUGCAUCCGAUAGCGUUUUAACCCAGACACAAUCGCAGUAUAGGGAAGCUCCAAUCACAUAUAGAGGUCCUGAACCAUCACAUAUCGAUCAGGUUAUGAUGUCUGUUUCGGAUAAUGACCAGGCUUUGAUUAAGGUAUUGCUGAGACAAAAUAGAAGGCCAGAACUAGGUGACAAAUUUUCCUCUAGACAUGGUCAAAAGGGUGUCUGUGGUAUUAUUGUUCGUCAAGAAGAUAUGCCGUUCAACGAUCAAGGCGUUUGUCCUGAUAUUAUUAUGAAUCCUCACGGUUUUCCAUCUCGUAUGACUGUUGGUAAAAUGAUAGAAUUGGUCUCCGGUAAAGCCGGUGUGUUAAAUGGUACUUUAGAAUACGGUACGUGUUUUGGAGGUUCAAAACUUGCCGAUAUGUCUGACAUUCUGGUUAAGAACGGCUUUAACUAUUCAGGUAAGGACAUGUUAUACUCCGGUAUCACUGGUGAGUGUCUACAAGCGUACAUCUUCUUUGGUCCAAUUUACUACCAGAAAUUGAAGCAUAUGGUCCUCGAUAAAAUGCAUGCGAGAGCAAGAGGUCCAAGAGCUGUCUUGACUCGUCAACCUACGGAAGGUAGAUCUAGAGAUGGUGGGUUAAGAUUGGGUGAAAUGGAAAGAGAUUGUGUGAUUGCAUAUGGUGCUUCUCAAUUGUUGUUGGAAAGAUUGAUGUUAAGUUCUGAUGCUUUUGAGGUGGACGUCUGCGAUAAGUGCGGUUUAAUGGGUUACUCAGGUUGGUGCACAUCAUGUAAGACUGCAGAAAACGUAAUCAAAAUAACUAUACCAUACGCUGCGAAACUAUUGUUCCAAGAGUUGUUGUCUAUGAGUAUUGCUCCUAGACUGAAGUUGGAAGAUGUGUUCCAGUCAUAG